AAUCGGUUUGUAUUUGUCACAGUGACGUUCAGACAGCAGCUAAUAAAUAAAUUCUUAUUGAAUUUCAAGUUUUUGACCAUUAUCAAAUCGCAAAAUAUAAAAAAAUAAGAUCUCUGAACUGAGUCAUGUCUAUUAUACCAUUCGAUAAAUUCACGCGACUGUGUAAAAUCAUAUCUGAGCAUGGAGGCGUUAUGCAGUCCCUUAAAGAUUUGUGGAGGCAUGAUACAUUAAAGGAAGGUUUCCUCGUCGGCAUGGACAGCAUGGGGAACAAGUACUACCAGAACUGCAACUACAUGCUGGGGCGAAAUCGCUGGGUCAUCUACAACCCGAACGUCAAAUGGGAUUACGACGCUAGCCAGGUGUCGCCUGAGUGGUUCGGCUGGCUGCACUACAAGACCGACUGCAAGCCUUGUGAGGACAUCGCCAAGUACUGCAUUUGUUGUUGCAGCUGGUAUCACCGCUGGUUGCUGCCCUACCAGGAAAACGCCACGGGCACAGAGAAAGCUUACUACCCCUAUAGCACCGUGAAGAGUCAUAUAUCUGUUUGGGAUGGUUGUGCAGUCACCAAUCGUCCAGUCUGUUGAAGAUAGAUCUUUUUUGGAAUUGCAUUAUAAAUUUCGUGACUUUUGAUUAUGCAAUAAAAGAUAAUAAUAAU
Plodia interpunctella (Indianmeal moth) is the source of this 655-nucleotide messenger RNA. RefSeq names its product probable NADH dehydrogenase [ubiquinone] 1 alpha subcomplex subunit 12. The transcript has 5 exons. The coding region runs from base 126 to 584 and encodes 152 amino acids. Lineage: Eukaryota; Metazoa; Arthropoda; Insecta; Lepidoptera; Pyralidae. Gene Ontology annotation, cellular component: membrane. The record is from RefSeq and is a predicted model, not a curated record. Gene Ontology annotation, biological process: response to oxidative stress; mitochondrial respiratory chain complex I assembly.